CUUCUUCAAUCUGCCCGCUGACUUCCGCUCCCGGAGUGCUCUGCGUUGAAUCAUGGACCAUAAUGACAACGACUUGCAAGGGACUAACAGUAUGGGAUCCCUGAGUGGACUGGAUGUCCGAAGACGAAUUCCAAUAAAGCUUAUUUCAAAACAUCCAAACAAAAGUAAACUGUCACCUCGUCCUCAGAGGAACAUGAACCGCAUGCCUACCAAGCCACAGACAGGUGAAGAAGGGGGUUUUGAUUACAAUGAAGAAGAGAGGUACGACAACAAAGGAGGGGAUUUAUUCGGCAAUCAGCGGAGAUUUCCUUCACACACAUUUUGGGACUAUAAGCUCAAUCUUGUUGGAGAGAAGGAGGAAACCCCCGUCCAUUUCUGCGACAAGUGUGGUCUUCCUAUAAAAAUUUAUGGCCGCAUGAUCCCUUGUAAACAUGUUUUCUGCUAUGAUUGUGCUUUACAGCACGAGAAAAAGGGAGAUAAAUUGUGCCCUGGAACACUUGUUGAAGAAAGUACUGACACCUACAAGCGUAUGAGUUGUAACGAUCCUGUUCAGCGCAUUGAACAGUGUACACGUGGAUCUCUCUUCAUGUGCAGUAUUGUACAAGGAUGUAAGAGAACAUAUUUGUCUCAGAGAGACUUACAAGCGCACAUCAAUCAUCGCCAUAUGAGAGCUGGAAAGCCAACUACACGUCCUCAACCUGAGCCAAUCCAUCCUCCAAUGCCUCCACCCCCCACAGAAAUUACAGAUCGUUUCAUAAUGCCUCCAGACAAGCUCCAUAUAACUCAUAUGCCUACCAAACAGCACAUACUAAUGCCUCCUCCCCCAAUACAGCAUGUUCCUCAUGAGCAUUUUAAUCCACAACAUGAAGAUAUGCGCGGAUCACCAGCCGAUAUCUCCAUGGCCCCACCUCCGCCCCGCCCUGUUUCUCAAGAUGCUUUCCGGAUAUCUACUAGGAAACAUAGCAAUUUAAUAACUGUGCCCAUACAGGAUGAUUCUAGUUCUGGUGCACGGGAGACACCUCAGGCACCUGCUUUGCAUCAUCCUGAGUAUCCAGGUCAGCCAGUGGUAACUCAUCCUCACCAUAUUAUGCCUCCCCAACAACAUUAUGCACCUCCGCCGCCGCCCCCACCCCCAAUCAGUCAUCCAAUGCAACAUCCUCCUCAAGGAGCUGGAACACCUCACAUGGUGUACAGUCAAGGUCCACCACCACCAAUGACAACUGCUCCACCUCCAAUUACACCUCCUCCUGGACACCUAAUUGCUCAAAUGCCACCAUACAUGAAUCAUCCUCCUCCAGGACCACCGCCACAACAUGGUGUUCCACCUGUAAAUGCUCCUCCGCCACAUCACUACAAUCCUAACUCUAUGCCACAAUUCAGUGAAGAUCAAGGAACACUCAGUCCACCAUUCACACAACCUGGAGGAAUGAGCCCAGGCAUGUGGCCUGCACCUAGGGGCCCCCCACCACCUCCUCGUAUGCAAGGGCCUCCUUCUCAGGGUCCUAUACCUGGACCACAUCACCCUGAUCAAUCUAGAUACAGGCCAUAUUAUCAGUGAUUUCUUUAAUUUCAACUUGCUAGGUUUACUUUUGUGCAUCAGCUGCAGUUUUACAAUAAUGUGUACACUGUCUUAUUUGUCAUUAAUCCCACCCAUUUUCUGGGUAUUGGUGCAUACAUAUUGUUUUGCUUAGGAUGUUGAUAUAUUUUUGUUUAAGCUGUUAAACCUUGCAUUUCUGAAAUGUGUUGCAGAAUGAAAAUGUAAUGUUUUCCACAUUUUGUAGCUGUAACAAAUAGUGUAUAGUACCACUGUCAUCCUAAAUAUUAUUUUUGUUACAUUAAACUAUUAGAAUUAUAUUGUGAUGCUUUUAUGAAACUGUUUAAAAUGAAUGUAAUUAUAGAUGUACAGAUAUUUGUUCCCUUAUUUUUUUUCCUUUUGUAGUAACACAAUAACACCUGUUACAGUGUGUCUGGUAUGUUUACCAGUGAUUCAAUAAAUACUAAAUUCACAACAGAUUA
Molecule: messenger RNA, 2016 nt
Organism: Spea bombifrons (plains spadefoot toad)
Lineage: Eukaryota; Metazoa; Chordata; Amphibia; Anura; Pelobatidae
Gene: CBLL1
Product: Cbl proto-oncogene like 1
Exons: 7
Coding region: 53-1558 (501 amino acids)
Biological process (GO): protein ubiquitination; regulation of cell adhesion
Molecular function (GO): metal ion binding; ubiquitin protein ligase activity
Source: RefSeq, a predicted model, not a curated record